Messenger RNA from Rhododendron vialii, 3104 nucleotides. RefSeq names its product potassium transporter 11-like. Lineage: Eukaryota; Viridiplantae; Streptophyta; Magnoliopsida; Ericales; Ericaceae. Gene Ontology annotation, molecular function: potassium ion transmembrane transporter activity. Gene Ontology annotation, biological process: potassium ion transmembrane transport. Gene Ontology annotation, cellular component: membrane. Bases 539 to 2083 code for a protein of 514 amino acids. The transcript is spliced from 9 exons. The record is from RefSeq and is a predicted model, not a curated record.
GAGAACUCUGUCCAAACUUCAAAGCUUCCAAUCAUCAUCAAGUUUAAAUUUAAAUAAUAACGAUAGAAAAGCAUACGUUGCAGCCUUCGUUUCUCUCUCUCUCUCUCUCUCUCUCUAUCUAUCUCCAGCUAUGCGCCAAUUUUGUUUGGGUUAUUGGAUUUCGCCUGGUGGUUUCAAUUCAACCGACUCCGAGUCAUCGAACCCCAUGGGUCUUGCAUCGCAUGGGGUUAUAUGGCUGAGAUUGAUUGGGUCCUUCAGCUGACCCCAAUUUUGAAAUUAUCUAAAUCUCCAUAUGGGUUCUCGAGAUAUGUAAUAAUUGUAGAUGCGGAUGGGACUACGUUGAUUGUUUGUUGUUGUAUACCACCGUUGUGGAGUAGUAUUUUAUGUAUUCUAAAAUUUUUAGAUUUCUUUCUUGGAAGGUUCUUCAGAUUAUGGUUUUAAGUUGAAGGGAGAAUUGGGUUGUGGAGGAUUCUAUGGAAAUGAUCAUGGUUUUGGAUUUCUGGUGGUGAAACUGGGUGGAAUCAAUUUGGAGGUUUGAAUGGCUAGUGGAGUGGAAAUGGAAGAAGAUGGAACGGAAAACAAAGGGAGCAUGUGGGUUUUGGAACAGAAGCUUGACCAGCCCAUGGAUGAAGAGGCUGGAAGACUCAAGAAUAUGUAUAGAGAAAAGAAAUUCUCGGCACUAUUGCUUCUUAGACUUUCAUUUCAGAGUCUCGGUGUGGUCUAUGGAGAUUUGGGAACAUCUCCCUUGUAUGUGUUCUACAACACUUUCCCUCAUGGAAUCAGUGAUCCAGAGGACAUCAUUGGAGCCCUGUCGUUGAUUAUAUACUCCCUCACUCUUAUACCACUGCUCAAAUAUGUUUUUAUAGUGUGCAAGGCGAAUGACAACGGUCAAGGUGGAACUUUUGCCCUGUAUUCACUACUGUGUCGACAUGCAAAAAUUAAAACACUCCCUAACCAACACCGGACAGACGAGGAGCUGACAACUUAUAGCCGCAGAAAGUUCCAUGAGCUUUCCUUUGCUGCAAAAACGAAGAGAUGGUUGGAGAAAUUUGCAUCUAGAAAGAAUGCACUUCUUAUACUUGUCCUUGUUGGCACUUGCAUGCUGAUUGGGGAUGGAAUUCUCACUCCCGCCAUAUCAGUUCUUUCGGCUGCUGGAGGAAUCAAGGUCGACCACCCCAAAAUGAGUAAUGAUAUAGUUGUGGUUGUGGCUGUCGUCAUCUUGAUUGGUGUGUUUAGCAUGCAACACUACGGCACUGAUAAAGUAGGGUGGCUUUUUGCACCAAUUGUGCUGCUUUGGUUUCUCUUAAUUGGAGGUAUCGGCAUAUUCAACGUCUGGAAAUAUGACAGCAGUGUACUCAAAGCUUUUUCACCAGUGUACAUAUAUCGGUACUUGAGAAGGGGAGGGAAAGGUGGUUGGAUCUCCCUUGGGGGGAUUAUGCUUAGUAUCACAGGGACGGAAGCACUUUUCGCUGACCUAGCCCAUUUUCCAGUUUCUGCUAUUCGACUUGCUUUCACAGUUGUUGUGUUUCCUUGCCUUCUGUCAGCCUAUUCUGGACAAGCUGCUUACCUCAUGAAAAACCAGGACCAUGUGAUUGAUGCAUUCUACCGUUCUAUUCCAGAUGCUAUUUACUGGCCAGUUUUCGUUGUUGCAACACUAGCUGCUAUUGUUGCAAGUCAAGCCACCAUAUCUGCGACCUUUUCCAUAAUUAAGCAGGCACUUGCACUUGGAUGUUUCCCUAGAGUCAAGGUUGUGCACACAUCAAAGAAAUUCCUUGGGCAGAUAUAUAGUCCAGAUAUUAAUUGGAUCCUCAUGAUUCUAUGCAUUGCUGUGACUGCCGGAUUCAAAAAUCAAAGCCAAAUUGGGAAUGCUUAUGGCGCUUUAGGAACAUGGCUCAGACCUGUGUGUCUUGUGUCUGGAGUCUGGACAGUGGGCACAUUCAGCAUUCUUGAGUUUUGUAUUUUGUACGGCUGUCGUGAUAGUGAUGCUCGUGACUACACUGCUCAUGACUCUAGUCAUGUUGCUGGUAUGGCACUGCCACUGGAUCAUAGUCCUCAUCUUCACCACCUUUUCUCUCUUGGUUGAGUGCACCUAUUUCUCUGCUGUGCUCUUCAAGAUCAACCAGGGUGGUUGGGUCCCGCUCGUGAUUGCCGCCGCCUGUCUUGUCAUCAUGUACGUCUGGCACUACGGCACUGUCAAGCGCUAUGAAUUCGAGAUGCACAGCAAGGUCUCUAUGGCUUGGAUCCUUGGGCUGGGCCCCAGUCUGGGCCUGGUCCGUGUCCCGGGUGUCGGCCUCAUCUACACCGAGCUGGCAAGUGGGGUCCCACACAUUUUCUCCCACUUCAUCACCAACCUCCCGGCCAUCCACUCUGUUGUUGUAUUUGUGUGUGUGAAGUACCUUCCGGUGUACACGGUCCCAGAAGACGAGCGAUUCCUCGUAAAGCGGAUCGGGCCUAAAAAUUUCCACAUGUUCCGGUGCGUCGCGAGAUACGGUUAUAAGGACCUCCACAAGAAAGAUGACGAGUUUGAGAAGAAGCUAUUCGAUAACCUCUUUGUGUACAUCCGGCUCGAGUCAAUGAUGGAAGAGUGUUCUGACUCCGACGAGUACAGCUUGUGUGGGGGCCACCAAAAAACCGAGCAGUCAACAGACUUGCUGUUAAGGGAAAAUAAUGCCAACUCAGUGGACCCCACAGCUUCGUCGGUGGAGUCGAUCAUACAGGUAAUUUCUCCGAAUCAUAGUACUGUCAUGUCCUCGGAUCAGAUAAGUAGCCAAACAGAGAUCGAUGAGCAGGAGUUCUUGACCAAGUGUAUGGAUGCUGGGGUGGUGCAUAUACUUGGGAAUACAGUGGUGAGAGCAAGGAGAGGCUCUAAUAUCUGCAAGAGAGUGGCUAUUAAUUAUAUAUAUGCGUUUCUAAGGAAGAUAUGCAGGGAGAACAGUGUGAUCUUUAAUCUCCCUCAUGAAAGUCUCUUGAACGUGGGUCAGAUAUUCUCUGUUUGAAAUUGCUUGUAAAUGUGAUCAAUAAGAAUGAAAUCAUGCUGCAAUUUCAUUUGCGCAUAUGAACAUACAAUUUUUAAGUGGGUAACAAGAAUAAGUUUGUCAACCAAA